Molecule: messenger RNA, 1835 nt
Organism: Physella acuta
Lineage: Eukaryota; Metazoa; Mollusca; Gastropoda; Physidae
Product: general transcription factor IIF subunit 1-like
Biological process (GO): transcription initiation at RNA polymerase II promoter; positive regulation of transcription elongation by RNA polymerase II
Cellular component (GO): nucleus; transcription factor TFIIF complex
Molecular function (GO): DNA binding; RNA polymerase II general transcription initiation factor activity; TFIIF-class transcription factor complex binding
Source: RefSeq, a predicted model, not a curated record
AUGUUUUUUACCGUUUGUAAAAUAUGCUAGAUUUAAAAAAAUCUAUUGAAUUUUGACGAUAACAGUUUUGUUUUAUUGAACUUCUUUUUAUAUAUCCAGACACUGUGAUAAUGGCUUCAUAUCAGCCCAGUGGCUCAGGAUCAGCAGCAACGCCUGCUGAUGAAUUUACUGUCAGGAUACCCAGGGACACCAGAAGAAAGUUUACUAUGAUGAAAUUUGGAACAGGUUCCUCUGUAGAUUUUUCUAAACUUGGAGAUCAACCAGUGAAGAUUGAAAGAGAAAAUAACUUGAAGGAAUAUAAAACAGCCAAUGACCUAGAUAUGCUGCCUAAGUUUGGUGCAGGCAGUGAGUAUGGCAGAGAUCAGAAAGAAGAAUCACGAAGAAAAAAAUAUGGCAUCAUGUUAAAAAAAUAUAACCCUGAUGAUCAACCCUGGCUUCUUAAAAUUGGUGGUGGAAAGCAGACAAAAAGGUUUAAAGGUGUUCGUGAAGGUACAAUUACAGAAAACACUUCUUACUACAUCUUCACCAAAGCAUCUGAUGGAGCAUUUGAAGCUUUUCCAGUUAAAGAAUGGUAUAAUUUUACACCAAUGGUUAGGUACAAGUAUUUGAAUUCUGAAGAGGCUGAGGAAGAAUACAGCAGAAGAGAUAAGACUUUGAACUACUUUAGUAUUAUGGUAAAGAAGAGAAUAAAAAAAGAAGAGGAUCAUGUUGAUGAAGAUGAAGAUGGGAAGAAAGGGGGUAAAAAAUCUAAGAAAAAAGAUAAGGACCUUAUUUUAACUGAUAAGGAUGAUUGGGAUGAUAUGGAGAUGUCCGAUGAUGAUGAGGAUGAAAAGGAAGGUGAUGAAGAUGGUAAUAAAGUAAAGAAAAAACAACAUAAAGGAGCCAAAAAAGCUGUGAAAAACUCAAAGAAAAAUUCAGAUGAUGAAGCGGUCGAAGAAAGUGAUGAAGGUGAUUUUGAUGACAGAGAGGUUGAUUAUAUGUCAGACUCUGGAAGCUCUAGCAGUUUAUCUGGUCAAGAAGAAGAUGCAAAGGAAAAGAAAUAUGAUGAAAAGGGUGUGGAUCAGGAAGCUGGUUUGAGGAAUAUUCUUGACUCUGAUGCAGAAGAAGAAGAGGAGGAGGAGAAGGAGAAAGAGGAAAUUGAAGAGGAAAUUGAGGACAAAGAAGAAAAAAAAGAAGAGAAAAAGAAAGGGGAUGAUGACAGUAGCAGCUCCAGCUCAGAAGAUGACUCAGAUAUUGAAAAGGAUGCCAAAUUGGCUUCAGCAAUAUUUUUGCAAGGUGGUAAAAAAGAGAAAAAGGAGAAAAAAGAAAAGGCAGACACAGCAGCAACAGAUACGAAUCAGGCGGUUAAUCGUACACCAACACCGGACAAAUUGAAGGAGAAAGCCAUGAAAAGAAAAGCUGAAGCAGUGGAUGGAAAGGCUCAUAUUUCUAAGAAACAUAAAGUAGAGGACAGCGAAGGCAUUUCAGAGGAUGCAAUUAGGAGGUACCUCAUGCGAAAGCCUAUGACCACAAAAGAUCUUCUGCAGAAAUUUAAAUCUAAAAAGCUGAAUAUGACAAAUGAAAAGAUUACCCAUGUUAUAGCCCAGCUGUUGAAAAAAAUCAACCCAGACAGGAUGACCAUAAACAAAAAACUUUACCUCUCCUUAAAAAAGCCUGAGUAAACUUUGUUUACAUACUAUCUUGUUUUUAGCUAAGUAACAAUGACUGAUUAGCUGCAUUUGUUUUUAACCUGUCUAGCAUGAAUGCUUGUGUUUGUAAUACUUAAUUUAAGCAUCAGCUGUAAAUAUAUGAACUGUACAGACAUUUUGUUCAUGACAAUAAAUAAUCAAAUACAA